AUGCCAGGCAGACACACAGACAACGCUCCAGGCAGGCAGAAGGACGGACAGACAGACAGACAGGUGGACCCUGUAGCAAUCAAGAGCAAUAUCCUGCUCCUCCUCUCCCAGCGUGGCGUGGAUCAGAGCCGAGCUCUGACGUUUGACCUCCCCUGUUUCGACCUGGGAUCCAGAGGUCACCUGUUCUCCAGUCAGCCCGGGGACGCCCUCCUGCCCAGCCAGGUGUCACAGCCACCAGCGGCACUUAUAGGUCUGGAUCAUCCUGGCUUGGAUUCGCAGUAUGAGCCUCCCCCCUGGUCGUCUGGCUCUCCCUGCAGCAGUGACGGCAACAGCAACUGGGGCAAAGCCCUAGUAGACGGAAGCACCGACACCCCCAAUAACCCUUCUUCAACCAGCUCUUCCGUCUGGCCUCCCUCAUCUUUUUCUUGCUCAUCCUCUUCUUCCUCUUCUGGCUGUGGAUCAGGAUCAGACCCCGAGUCGGCAUCAGAAUGCAUGGACGCAGACUCUAGUUCCUCAAUCGGCUCAGAGAGGAAUCUUGCUGCUACAACAGUGAUGAUGAUGUCAGCAAAUGCUUCUUCGUCAUCUGCAACUUCUUCCCCCACCUCUUCUUUGGGGAAUGCUGCCAUGAUGGUCAGCGUUUCAAUGAACGGAGAUGGCAAUGGCAACAGUCAUCAGGUGGUUGGCGCAGGUAUGGAAACCAUCAGCAGUGCAAAUAAUGGAAAUAACAUGUCUGAGCCCUCACAGUACUCCAUGGCUGGGUCCAACAGUAUUGGCAGCAAUAACAUGAGCAACCACAACAACAAGCUUGUCAAUAACGGUGGUGUAUGGGGCACCCCUUCAGGCAGCAAUGUGAUCCCCACUGGCGGAAGCACCCCCUGCAUCAAUGGAGGGUUAAACCCAAACACUUUAAACCCAAAUGCCAACCAUGGUGCCUGGCCACAAAAUUCAAUCCCAAAUCCAGCAUCCCAGGGCCAACGGCCUCCACAGGCUCAGGGGAUAGGUUCCAAACUAGGUAUGGCUCCCCAGCAGGCCCCCUUGCUGGGCUGGGGCGGCAUGGCAGCUCCAGACAACAGCAGUAUGAUGCAAGACACCGAGGUGAAUAAUGGUACAUUAAGCAGCAACAGUGGAAAUGGUGGCCUAAAGCCUACCAACCUUAACACUGAAUCCAAUGGACCAAAUAACACUAUCACAAUGAAUACUACUACUACUACUACUAAUGCCACAAUGACCUCUAGUCCACCAAACUCUACCGCCUCACCCCAACUCAGCGGGGAUUGUUCUUGGGGUUCCAUUGGAGGAGGGACCGGGGGUCCGCUGGCCAAUGGAAACCCCUCGUCAGCACCCCAGCACCCCCAAGGAGAACUGGGGGGCAGUGGGGCAUUCGGUACGCCUUGGGGCGCAGCUACCUACCCUGUAGACAAGGGCCCCCCAAAUGCAGACACUGUGAACCCCCAAGUCCCCUCUACUGCUGCUUAUAAGAGUAAUAAUAACCACAAUAACACUGGGGCCCCACGCUGGGACCAGGGGCCCUCCAACACCCCAAACCAGCCUCAGAGCAACUUGUCCUGUGGCAUUGGCUCAAAUCAAAUCCUUGGCUCUACAGGCCAAACAGCAGGAAAUGGAAACCAAACGACGAUGGGGCCCCCAGCAGCAAUACCUCGCCCCUGGGGGAGCAGUGCGUCCUUGUCCUCAUCGUCGUCUUCCACAACGCCUAGUAACAACCCUUCAGAUGCUGGAAGUCACAAAGGAAGCUCUUCUAACAAUGGCUGGAAAAGCCUGGAGGAUGACGCCAUGGGAAUGGGAGGAGCAGUGGGAGGCAGUGGAAGCCAUGGCUUGGGGAGUGUCACAGGAGGCUGGGGUCGCUCUGGGGGAAGCGAGGGAAGCGGUGAGAGCUCCGGAGGCCGUUCUAGCUCAGACAGAGAGAGCAUCCAGACAAAGGGGGGAAGGAGCAGAAAAAGUCCCAAUCCUGCAUCAGUACUAUCACUUCUGGUCCGGGCUGAAGUGGACCCGAGGGUCCUGUCCAACACUGGAUGGGGACAGACGCCCAUACGGCAGAACACUGCCUGGGAUGUCAAUUCUCCAAAUAACAAUCAGAACCAGGGCACCAGGGGAGAUGAAAGAAAGCUUAGCAGUGGAAGCUCCGGCUGGGGCAAAACGACACCGGCAGCUCCCUCCCAGACAUCUGGAGGCUGGGGUGGUGGGCCAGGCAGCUCAGGCAUAGAUACAGGAAGUUCUGGCAGGGGAGAGCAGAAACCAACUUCUGGCUGGGACAGCAAAAGCCCACUGAAUGGAGGAGCUGGGCAUAGCGGCUGGGAUGAUGGAGCCAGCUGCAAGGGUAAUAACAGCAGCAGCAACACCUGGAGCAACAACAUUAACAAAGAUGACAGAUCCAGUACCUGGAGUAAUACCUCCAAACCACAGCAGGGCUGGGGUUCCAGCAGUGCAAAUGUAAGUGACACCUGGGGUGCCAGUGGAGAAACCACCAGACCAAGCUCCAACAGCCACUGGGGAGAGCCCCAAAAAGGCGCAGGCUCAGUAGGUUGGGAUAGCGACAGUGACCGGUCUGGUUCUGGAUGUUGGAGCGAGCCGAGCCGUACCAACACCAGCAGCAGUAACACCUGGGUGGGGAGCGGUGGAUCAAAUACUCCAGACGUGAGCACUCCAAAUCCAGGCUCCACCUGGGGAGAGCCAGUCCUCAAACCCAAACCUCAGAGUACCACUCAGGGCUGGGCUGAGCCAUCGAAGAACAACACUGGAGCCCAGAACUGGGGUGAGCCCAAUCCUAAGCCCUCUAACGAGUGGGGAAAAGGUCCUGAAUCCAACAUGUCCAGAGGCAGUCAAGGUCAAAACAAGCCCACAGGCUGGCUGGGAGGCCCCAUGCCCACAGUAGGUCAGAAGGAGGAAGUGUCGACUGGGUGGGAAGAGCCUUCUCCAGAGUCCAUCCGCCGAAAAAUGGAGAUCGAUGAUGGAACUGCAGCUUGGGGAGACCCAGCUCAAGUAAAAACACAAAAUCCAAGCAAAUACAGCGGUGGGUCUGUCAACAUGUGGAACAGGACUGGUCAACCAGACCAGGAAGCUGUGGGCCCCUCCCCUCAGCACCAGUCCCACCCAACCCACAUGUCAAUGCAGCAUGUUAACCAGGACAAAAGCUCCGGUUCUGGUUGGGGUGAGCCAUACCCCCAACAGAAGGAAUCCGCAUCAUGGGGGGAGCCUAGUGCUGCUCCGCCUGUGACUGUGGACAACGGGACGUCUGCCUGGGGAAAGCCCAAUGACAAGAGCUACAGUUGGGGUGACGGCAGGGAUAGCAGGGAGUCUGGGUCAGGAUGGGGCAGUCAGCAUAAGUCUGCUCCAGGUCCCAAGCGCAUGGACACAUGGUGUAGUGACGAGAUGGGAAAUAGCUGGGACCAGGAAGAGGAAGUGGAGAUCGGCAUGUGGAGCAACAAUCAACAGGACAGCAGAUCCCAUGACCAAGUCACCUGGAACUACAAGCAUAAAAGCUCUACUAAGAUGAACAAACCAGUCAACAAACAGGAUGAUCCCUGGAUGAAACCCUUCAUCGGCCAGUUCAGCAGCAUGAACUUCUCUAGGGACUCCCCUGAUGACUCCAUUAAGACUGGAGCAGGGAUGGUGCAGGACAAGCGUAUGGACAUGGGCAGUAUUGGGGACUUCAAUGGAGUUAUGGGGAAGAAUUCUGGGUCUCGGCACCACCUCCACAAGGACUCCACCAUGGAUCGCAGUUCUUACUAUGACAAGCUUUCACCCUCUGCUUACGAUAUCCCAGCUUCUGAUGAACUCUCCUCCAAUCAAAGCAUGAGCCUUUCCCCCUCCAAUUCUGCUCAGUCUGUCUCUUGUCUCAAUUCUGGGCCGUCUGCUUCCCACUCUAGUUCUGGGGCUGCUGGGCAGAAUGUAAACCCAAUGUUGGGCGGCAACACCGUAGCACAGGGCCGAGGUGGCCCCCAGUCCCAGCCCCCUCCUCAACCCAGUCUUCGUAAUCAAGUGCCUCCACCCAUCCUGCCCGCUCAGGUUCCUUCAUCCCUGUUGAAGUACCCGGGAGGCAAUGGCGGUCUGAACCCUCUGUUUGGCCCUCAGCAGAUGGCUGUUCUCAACCAGCUGUCACAGCUAAACCAGAUCAACCAGAUCAACCAAUUACAGCGUCUUCUCCUCCAGCAGCAACAGCAGAAGGUUCAAAGCCAGAGACCCAUGCCUAUGGGACGUCAGACUGAACAGACACGUCCAAUUGGUUCCUCUCCAUCACCGAUGCAGCCACCACGACACAUGGACCCCUCGCUGCUGAAGCCGGCCGCGCCCCUCAAGCCGUACCUGGAUAACUACAUGUCCCACAGCACCCCUGAGAUGCUGAAGGAUGCUGCCACUCUUGGAUCCUUCAGCAACUUCCCUUUAAACUUGAAUUCUAACCUGAAUGUACCCCUGGACAUGGGUGUUGGUGGUGGUAGUGGUGGUGGAGUGAGCUAUAAAGAGCCACCCCAGUCCAGACUGAAGAAACUUUGGGCUACCGACCCUCCGGAGCAGACCAGCAAACCUGGUGCUAUGUCGUCUGGGCUGCGUCUGGAGGACUCCUCCUUCUAUGACUUAAUUUCUCCUGGCCCCUCUCCCCUGAGUCCUCCCGGCCAAUCAAUGGGCUCGGUGGGCGAUGGCUGGCCACCUCGUGCCAACUCCCCCCCGCCCCAUGGAAACACUGUCACCUGGCCCCCAGAGUUCCGGCCCGGGGAGCCUUGGAAAGGUUACCCCAACAUUGACCCUGAGACUGACCCAUAUGUGACCCCCGGCAGUGUCAUCAACAACCUCUCCAUCAACACCGUCCGCGACACAGACCACCUCAGGGACAGGAACAACGGGCCAUCCUCAUCACUGAACACCACGAUGCCUUCUAACAGUGCCUGGUCAUCCAUUCGUGCCUCCAGCCACAGCGGUUCCCUCACCAGUACAGCACAAAGCACUUCAGCCAGACCCAGUGAGUCAAAGUGGUCUCCCGGCAGCAGUGUGUCAAACUCCUCCCUAGCUCAUGAGCUUUGGAAGGUCCCCCUGCCUCCCAAGGCGCUGUCUGUGGCGGCCCCCUCCAGACCACCGCCUGGCCUCACCAGCCAGAAGCCCAGCCCUGCCUCCUCUGGCUGGGAUGGCUCUGCCCUGAGGCUGGGGGGCUGGAGCACCGCUGAGUCCAGAUACACACCUGGUUCCAGUUGGGGUGACAGCAGCAGCUCAGGGAGAACCCAGUGGCUCGUUCUGAAAAAUCUCACACCUCAGAUUGACGGCUCUACAUUGAGGACUCUGUGUAUGCAGCACGGCCCUCUGAUCACAUUCCACCUCAACCUGCCACAUGGUAACGCUGUGGUAUGCUACAGCUCCAAGGAUGAGGCCGCUAAGGCCCAGAAGAGCCUGCACAUGUGUGUUUUGGGGAACACUACUAUUCUGGCUGAGUUUGCCAGCGAGGAGGAAAUCAGCCGUUUCUUUGCACAAGGGCAGUCAAUGGCCACUCCCUCCUCUGGCUGGCAGACCCUCGGCUCCUCUCAGAGCAGAAUGGAUCAGUCUCACCCCUUUCCAAGCCGCGCUUCUGAACCCAACCAGUGGAACAGCAGCGACCUUCACAGCUCCUCCCUCUGGGGUGGGCCCAACUAUUCCAGUAGCCUGUGGGGGACUCCCAGUGGCACCGAGGCAGGGAGGAUCAGCAGCCCUUCUCCAAUCACCUCCUUCCUCCCAGUGGAUCACCUGACAGGGGGCGGGGACUCCAUGUGAGCUGCCCGCCAGUGAAAUGGGCUCGGGGAAGGGUCAGUAGAGAAUUAUCAAUAAUCAGCAGAAUAGAGACACAAAUGUAGUUCUAUAAAUGCAAUGGCACUAGUUGGACUCCUUCUCAUUUACAAGAUAUUCAACAAAACGGGGUCUCCCCUGUGGAAAACAAGUUACGUUUCUCUCUCUGCACAUAUGUCCACUUUGUUUUAGCCCAAAAACAUAUCAGUCGGAAUACUUGAAUCAUGCAGGCCAAUUCUAUAAUGUGAACGGAUGGAUAUUUGCCUCCAGGUAGUGCUCUUUCAGACCGAAAAAAAGCUUCAAUCGAGCUCAUUAUUAUUAUAUGUAUUUUUUGUUUCUUUCGUCAUGUUUAUUUGAAUUCCAAUUCUUUUUAACAUUUUAUUUUUUUGUUUUACUUUUCUUUUCUUUUUUUUUUUUGCAUUUGUUUGCUGACAAUGUUGGAGUAUGAGCUUUUUUUAACUUUGCACUGAAUGUGUUGUUUUUUUCUCAGUAUAAUCUGCAAUAUAGAGGGAGCAGCCAGUUUUUUCCAGUGUAGCUGUUUACUCAUUGAGGUCCUUACUGUGUGUGUUUGUGAGAAUUACUGUGUGUGUGCGCGCGAGCUGUGAAUGAGUACGUGUGCGCUCCUCUCUGCCUUGGCACGCCUACCUUACUGCGUUGUCGUGGAGUUCAAGAUCAACAGAUAGUUAAAGAAUUAAACCUGACUUAGGAUGAUUAUCUGGUGAUAGUUCAAGUGACAUUAAAAGUAUUGCACCAAUUUUGUUUUAAAACUAAAGAAAGUUGAGCUCUGCAGUGCAAAGGACUGUAGCCGCAGCUGGGACUAGUAAGCCCCGCCCAUCCUAAUAUAGGGAGGCGGGGGCUAUCUAGCAAGCCCCUCCCCCCCCCUUUCUCAUUAGCCCCCUGGCAGGCAGGUUUUAGUGGGGGGGAGGGGGGGAACAGCACUUUCAGAAUAGGCUUUCAAUGUUUUGGAGGUGCCACACUGCAACCUCUUGUUUACAAGACUUGGGAGGCAGAAAGUGUGUUCAUUCUUCAUUUUAAAGAGAAGAUGGAAUAAAAUUUUUAAAAAAAAAUGCACAAAAAAAAUUUCAAAACGCUUUAAAAAAAAAGAUAAAAAAUUUUUAAAAACAGAAAAAGUAAAAAAAAAAACAAACAAAAACAACUCUUACUGAGGAUGAAGACGAUGCUUUGUAACUCUGGGAAUUCGGAUCAGUGUUUUUUGGCCAUGGCGUUGGUUAUUUUGAACUAUUCCUCUUUUUGUCUGCUAAAUAACCAGCAAUGGUUCUCAGGAAAUCAAGCCAGUUUUCCCCCCUUGUAGUUUGAAUUAAAGAAAAAAAACUACUACUCCUUGUAGGAAAGGAAAAUACAACUUCUAGCACUGAAAACUAUGUAAAGGUCUGUAAGUUUUCGUUUUUGUUCUCUCUCUCUCUGCCAAAUAACUGCUUUAAGCUGGAGAAGCUCAACACACUGCUUUCAAUAUGCUGUCUUUUGAGGGAGGGAGGUAAGGUGUGCGGGGAGGGGGAGGUCGAGGACACUCCCGGCAUUCCUUCUCCUCCUACUCUUCCUCCUCCUCCACUCCACCGAUGUUUAAAAAAAAAAAAAAAAUCAAGAGUGGGGAUCGUUUAAUGCGUGAGCGCGUGACUGUGAGCGGGGAAAUCGUCGUGUCUCGUCAGACUUAUAAACCAAGAGAAAGGCGACUCUGUAUCUAUGCAUACUGUAGCCUCUCGCAUUCACAUGGCCUACUGAGAGGCGUUUAUUUUUUUUCUCCCUCUUCGACCAUGUGUCACAAUGUUUUAGCUGUUUAACAAACAUUACUCGCUUUUCCUUUUUUUUUUUUUUAAAUUUCUCUCAUUGCCACAAAUGGUGUUUUGAAAAAAAAAAAAAA
Maylandia zebra (zebra mbuna) is the source of this 7642-nucleotide messenger RNA. The record is from RefSeq and is a predicted model, not a curated record. Lineage: Eukaryota; Metazoa; Chordata; Actinopteri; Cichliformes; Cichlidae.